AAUUCUUGAUUAAAUAGCUUCCCCUUUAAUGGCUUUUGCAGGGGAAGUUGCACCUCCUAGGUCCUGCCAGCAGCAGCUCUCCCCAUCAUGACAGCUGCCCGGUGCCUGGUGGCCAGGGCAGCCAGCCUUAGCUUCUUGCUCCUGCUUUCCUUCUGGCCGGACCCAGGUGUGGGAGCUAAGGAGCUGAAGUUUGUGACGCUGGUUUUUAGGCAUGGAGACCGGAGUCCCAUUGAAACCUUUCCUAAUGACCCCAUUAAAGAAACCUCCUGGCCACAAGGAUUUGGCCAACUCACUCAGUUGGGCAUGGAGCAGCAUUAUGAACUUGGAGAGUAUAUAAGGAAAAGAUACGGAAAAUUCUUGAAUGAGUCCUAUAAACAUCAACAGGUUUAUGUUCGCAGCACAGACAUUGACCGGACGUUGAUGAGUGCCAUGACAAACCUUGCAGCCCUGUUUCCCCCCAAGGGUAUUAGCCUCUGGAAUCCCAACCUGCCCUGGCAGCCCAUCCCAGUGCACACAGUCCCUCUUGUGGAAGAUCGGUUGCUAUUCCUGCCUUUCAAGAACUGCCCUCGUUUUCAAGAACUAGAGAGGGAGACUUUGAAAUCGGAGGAAUUUCAGAAGAGGCUGCAGCCUUACAAGGAUUUUAUGGAAACGUUGCCAAAAUUGUCAGGAUACCAUGGCAAGGACCUUUUCGGAAUUUGGAGUAAAGUCUACGACCCUUUAUUUUGUGAGAGUGUUCACAAUUUCACGUUACCCUCCUGGGCCACAGGGGACACCAUUACUAAGUUGAAAGAAUUGUCAGAAUUGUCCCUCCUGUCCCUGUAUGGAAUUCACAAGCAGAAAGAGAAAUCUAGACUACAGGGGGGUGUCCUGGUCGGUGAAAUCCUCAAUCAUAUAAAGACAGCAACUCAACCAUGGAACCACAGAAAACUUAUCAUGUAUUCUGCACAUGACACUACUGUAAGUGGCCUACAGAUGGCGCUAGAUGUUUUCAAUGGAAUCCUUCCUCCCUACGCUUCCUGCCACUUAAUGGAAUUGUACCUUGAGAAGGGGGAGUACUUCGUGGAGAUGUACUAUCGGAAUGAGACUCACCAUGAGCCAUAUCCCCUCACGCUGCCAGGCUGCACCCCCAGCUGCCCACUGACGAAGUUUGCUGAGCUGGUUGCCCCUGUGAUCCCCGAAGACUGGUCCACGGAGUGUAGAAUCACGAGCAAACAUCAAGUCCUAAGGCUCGCCCUUGCCAUUGCCUUUUGCCUGGUGUCUGGUAUCCUAGUGGUGCUUCUAUUUACCCUCGUCCGCCAUGGGCCCUGCUGGCAGAGAGGCUCCUAUCGGGACAUUUGAACAGACAGCUGAAGAAGGGCGGACGUGCCCACCUUCUGUGAAGCAGCAUCUCUCAGUGACAGAGGAUUCAAAGGACAGUUUCACCAUGUGGGCGCAACCCUGCCCACACUCUUCCUUUUGAGUCUGCCUAGAGCAGGAACUCACAGUGAGUGGCCCAGGGACAGCUGCUGGACUGACUGAUGAAUGAACGCCCAGGUUGCUUGGUUCGGUCUCAUCGCAGUGCAGGCUUCUCAUUCAGCUAGGAAGAAGUUCUCUGCAAGCGACAGUUGUAUUCUCUGGCACAGGUGUCCAGACAGAAACAAGAAGUCAAACUCCAAUCAACCUGUAGCCUGCAAAGAUCAAAAGGUUACAAGGUGUGGCAAAGACAUAGAUUAAAGAGGCCUGGAUAAUGGAAGGGGGGGAUUAGAUUAGCAGUAGAAUUAUAUAGGAUGAUUCUUAAAAAAAAAUAAGACCCAAUCAGAAGGUUUAAUAAAUUUGGUUGUGUGGUGUGUUUUUUUCCAGCCACUAAGUAGGUUUAAUACAAAUGCACACACACACACACUCUGGAAAAGCAACUCCUACCCUGUGUUUGAUAGCCAACACAUACAUACACAUAUCUAUAUUGAAAAUGCCUAUAUUUGAUUAUCAGAAACUGUAAUAUCAACUAUUUUAGUUGUAGCUCAGAUCAUUUUCCCCAUAAUUUUUAUCAUGGGGAAUAACUAGAAAAUCUACGUACCCCUGGUUCUUCUUCUUUUUUUUUUUUUUUUUUUACCUCAACCAUCAGAGCUCGAUAUUUUUGAAGAUCUGAUUUCUUUAUUUCAUUUUAAAAUUAAGAGAUUUCACUUUGAUAAGGGCUAUUCAUAGCCACUGUGAAAUGAUAAUGUAUUUUAAUUGCUGCAAAUAGAUCUGAAUUUCUCAAGUGGUGAGGUAGAUAGAAAAGUAGAUUGAAGGAUGAUGACCGAUGAUGAGCCUCAGCUCCGUGCUAGCUUUAGGCCAAGUUGGAACAAAUGUUUUAAAAUCUAAAACCUUGGCUUCAUAAUCUAGAAAUGAAGAGUCCUGACUCUUCACAGAAGUCACAUCUAGUUCUCAUGGUCUAUGAACAAUGUGUUUUUUCAUUUUGUACUCUGGAUUGGUCAUUGUCCAAGCAAACACUUCCACGAAUGGUACCAUUGUAGUAAGCCUGAAAUUUAUUCUUAACAAUUAUAUUCUGCAUUGAGCUUCACCCAUCCAGUUGGUGGAAAAUUUGAUUUCCUUCAUUGGUAGCGUUCUUCACCUCCUUGGGUUCACCUAAAAGUCCCAGAGUGUACCUAGUGGAAAGAGUCAGGGGAGGGUCCAGUAGAUUGCUGUCCACACUGGUCUCCAAUCAGCUCACUUUCCAUUCCCACGUGGUGCUCUAAAGGUAGGGCAUCGGUACCAUGACUCCCAAGGCUGUGAACACAGUUGGAGCUCAUCAGCCUGGCAUUGUCCAGUCCCCUACUGGGGUGUUACCUGCAGGCAGUGCUGGGAUCUCCCACCAGCAUAGAACCCGCUGCCCCCAGAACCCUACCCCAUUUUUUAGUCUUAGUCUCAGAAACCUUCCUCUCCCCUUGGAUUCCACAGCUUCCACUGUUAAACUCCAAGCACUUACCUCUCAUCCUCAAUUUCUGCUUAAUUCUCACUGAGCUAUGGCUAUUACAAACAAAAGCCUGAGAAGUUGUCUUCUCUUGCCAGGCACCUGCUGCUUUCUGUGGGAACACAGGAGGCACAUAGGCAAGAAAUACAAGAUUUGACUACGUUCUCAGCUUGGGGAAAGGCAAAACAUCUAUAGCAGCAAGAAGAAAGAGCACAUUUCUGUCUCCACAAAGUAGCCAGCCAUAUCAGUAGGGAAGUCACAAUAUCCUAUGGUAAUAAGUGACGAGACUUUAAAAUAGAAGUAUGAAUAGAACCGCAAGUCAUGGAUUUUCUCACUCAUUCAACCAACAUCUAUGGAAGACCUACUGUUUGCUAAUCUCUGGCCUAGAUGCUAAAUUGUCCAUCCCUAAUUGUUUAUUAAGGUGUUUGGCCCCAACAACUAUUUUAUACAGGGUUGACAGAAUGUGAAAGUAAAAGCUUUCACACCUUUUCUUCAUAUCUUUUCUUACCAUAAGCAGCUAAAAGGACCUCUAGUUACUAUUGUUCUGAGAGAUUUUUAACAUCCCCCUGUUCUCUUCCUCUACCAUCUCUUGAUUGCUGUAAAGAAAGUUCUCACUCCCAACUUAGCUGUUACUUUUACCUUCCACAGAACUAUGCUGUUGACCAAUGCUGUCAUUGUUUUUUCAUACUUCAUGGCAGAACUCGCAUGUGACAAAUGAAAAUUCGAAGUGACAAAUGAUCUAUAGUGAUAAAGCAAAGAGCACAAAUGUACUGUAACAUUCCUCAGGAAAUAAGUUAAUCAUCCAAUUUCCAUAGGAAAUUAUCUCUACUGAUAAAAGGGACUUUUUCAGAUGGGUCCAGUUGACACGAUGAUAAAUAUUGUAUGAAAAACAAUUGCUAGGGUUGAGAUAAGCUCUGCUCUGAAAUGUAUUCCCCACAUUUGAACCACUGGAGAGGCCUUUGAGCAGAAUUAGAAUAUUGCAAUAAUUACUAUAUCAAUGUAGGGACAUUCCCUGCCAUAAAAAUUAUCAGCAAUGUAUAUGUAGGAAAGUUCUAAGGAAAAGCUGAGGUAGAAUAUUCCUAGCUAGAAUGGUAUUGCAUAAAGAAAGUAUUAAGAGAACAUGAUUCAAAAAGAAUAAUUGGAAGAGUACAGCAUUAGAGACAAACAUUUUACUGGAAGUCAUUCAAACAAGAAAACUUUUUAAUAUUAAAGCUGGCAUUUUUUUUUCCUGAUCACAUUCCUUAUUCUCUCAAUGUUCUGUUUUCUGUCUUGUUCUAAUAUUGUUGGCAUUGAUUCUCUCUUCAUAGCCGGUGGGGGUGGGGGGGGGAUUUCUUGGUAAGUGAAAGCCCAAGUGUUAGUUUUCUCUUUUAAAACUUUCUUUUUAGAAACUCUACUUGAACAAUAAGGGCUACAUAUAUACACUAAAGGAGUAAUAGAAAUAUAAUGCAAGCCACAAAUACAUAUGGGAUUUCAAAUUUUCAAAAGGUAAAAAUAAUGAAAUUAAUUCUAAUAAUAAAAUUUAUUUAACCAGUGCAUCUAAACUAUCACUUCAACGUAUAAUCAUUAUUUUAAAAGUUUAUUAAUGAGACAUUUUACAGUUUUUUUUCAUACUAAAUAUUUGAAAUCUGAUGAGUGUUGCACCCUCACACACAUCUCAAUUUGGACUAGGCACAUAUCAAGUCUCAAUAGCCACAUGUGGCCAGUGGCUGCCAUAUUGGACAGUACCACUUUAGACCAUUAGAUGGCAAUCCUUUGAAGCAGAGAGAAUGUAUUUGUUAUAAUUUGUAAAAUCCACUUUCAGGUUAUUGUGAAAAAAUAAAAGUCAAAUUUUUAUGUCUAUCUCUUAAUAUUUUUGCAUGUUUGCUGAAUCAAUAAAAGAUUUUUCUGAAAUGUU
Myotis brandtii (Brandt's bat) is the source of this 4823-nucleotide messenger RNA. It is a transcript of the gene ACP3, whose product is annotated as acid phosphatase, prostate. Bases 88 to 1338 code for a protein of 416 amino acids. Gene Ontology annotation, molecular function: acid phosphatase activity. Gene Ontology annotation, cellular component: lysosome; plasma membrane. The record is from RefSeq and is a predicted model, not a curated record. The transcript is spliced from 11 exons. Lineage: Eukaryota; Metazoa; Chordata; Mammalia; Chiroptera; Vespertilionidae. Gene Ontology annotation, biological process: dephosphorylation; lysosome organization.